This is a messenger RNA of Prosopis cineraria, 2034 nucleotides long. RefSeq lists its product as uncharacterized. The record is from RefSeq and is a predicted model, not a curated record. Lineage: Eukaryota; Viridiplantae; Streptophyta; Magnoliopsida; Fabales; Fabaceae. The coding region runs from base 351 to 1832 and encodes 493 amino acids. The transcript has 18 exons. Gene Ontology annotation, molecular function: protein binding.
CAUCGAUCAAGCGAUGCGAAAAGCUCGUUCACAAAAUGCCACUGCGAUUAACUUUGCUCCUUUUCGCGAGUAUCAUUUCUAUUUGGCGCAUUAAUUGAAUCUUUUUAUUUUUUUACCAGGCGCAUUAAUUGAAUCUAUUAUAGCGACAGGGAGGGAGGGAGGGAGGAAGACGUAGUGAAAUCUGGUCCGUGUAUGAAACGAAGGACACAGGGUCGAACACCGAUGCCUUUUCUUUUUCCUCCUUACCCUCUUGCGGAAACCUGCAAAUUUUCAUUCUUUCAGUUGUCUUCGUUAGUCAAGAAUCUUUAUCUACUGCAGAGCUGUUCAGUGCGCCCUUUGAUCUUCCUUGAAUGGCGGAGGAGGAAUCGGCUUCGUCUCCCACUGUGUUGAGCAUGGAGGGUCUUGACGAUGUGGAGGACUACGUUUUGGCAUCCCAACCGGAGGGUUUGACAAGGGAAACAUACCAUCAUGUUGUUGAACUUGUGCAGAAUGGCAAUGUAGCAUUUCGGGAUAACCGUAUGGAAGAGGCGAUCAACUUUUACUCUAGAGCAAAUAGCAUCAAGACUAGUGAUCCUGUUAUACUCAGUAACCGAAGUGCAGCUUAUAUCUGGAUUAGCCAAUUUUUAAAACACAGACCUCCAUCAGCUUCAGAAUAUAGUCCAUUGAGUGGGCUUGAUCCUACAACGCAUGCUGAACUUGGUUUGAAGGAUGCUGAGAAGCUUGUCAACAUCCGAAGUAGUUCAGUAAAAUCGUACCUUUUAAAGGCCAAUGCUCUUUAUCUGUUGGAGAAAUAUGAGAUGGCUCGGGAUGUUAUUCUUUCAGGCCUUCAGGUCGAUCCAUAUAGUAAUUCUCUCCGGAUGUCUCUCUCAAAUCUGGAUAGAGCAUUGGCUAGUUUGGCAAGGAUGAGUACACAUGGACAGCCAGAGCGCAGUGAUGACUUUGAUUGCACUCUUUGCCUCAAGUUACUUUAUGAACCUGUUACAACCCCUUGUGGACAUUCUUUUUGCCGGUCAUGUCUAUUUCAGUCCAUGGAUCGUGGCAACAGGUGCCCAUUGUGCAGGACAGUUCUGUUUAUUAGUCCUAGAACGUGUUCUGUCAGUGUGACAUUGAAAAACAUUAUACAAAAGAACUUUCUGGAGGAAUAUGCUGAAAGGAGGCAAGAGAAUGACAAUUUGACCAACUUCGGCUUAGAUUUGAUCCCUCUUUUUGUCAUGGAUGUUGUCAUUCCAUGCCAAAAGUUCCCCCUCCAUAUAUUUGAACCUCGUUAUAGACUGAUGGUAAGAAGAAUAAUGGAAGGAAAUCGUCGGAUGGGAAUGGUUAUAAUUGAUUCUGCAACAGAUUCCCUCGCUGAGUUUGCCUGUGAAGUGGAAAUUACUGAGUGCGAACCACUUCCAGAUGGGCGUUUCUAUAUAGAGAUUGAAAGUCGUAGGAGAUUUCGUAUCAUCCGAUCCUGGGAUCAAGAUGGGUAUCGUGUUGCAGAGGUUGAAUGGAUUCAGGAUAUUAUGCCGUUGGAAGGUACACGAGAAAGAGAAGAUUUACAGGAAAUAACAAAUAACGCAGCAGAAAGUGCUCGAUCAUGGAUCAGAAGGGCUAAAGAGGCAGCAGGACAAGAAUUCGAUACAGAUCAAAGAAGGCUCGAGAGACUGUUGAAUGUUGAAGUUAUGAUGCCCCCUCUCCAAGACCCUGAGCGCUUCAGUUUCUGGCUUGCUACCUUAUCAAACCGGAGGCCUUCAGAAAAACUGGAUCUUCUACGCUUGAGAGAUACUCAAGAGAGAAUCAGACGUGGUCUGAUAUAUAUGCGAGCUGAGGAACAAGGCUGCAGAAUCCAGUAAAAGAUCUGCUAUGGCGGACUCACACUAAUAAUGCCAAUUAUAUACCUUGUCCCAAACUCAUUCAAUAUUCUUUGGCCUCUUUGAAUGGCGUUAAUGAGGUCAUUUUUGUUGUAAUUGAUCACACUAACACAUGAAGUCAACCCCCGCAUUUUGCUGUACUAUUGAUCAAACUUCUAUUUAUUCAUUUCAGCUUUAUAAUAUA